UUUAACGGUUAUGAAAUCUAAACUAGUAAAGUUGUUUCAAGAUUCCAUGUAAGCCUCCCGACCGGGACUUUGAACCUUCCCAUUGGAGAGACGACAGCCAAAAGGAACCGUGUCCAUCUUCGGUUCCUCUGCCUCUCUCUCUCUCUCUCAAGAAAAUUUAUUCCUUUCUUCCACAACUUGGAAAAAAUCUUACUCUUGUACUUGUCUCUGCUUUAGAUCUCUUCUUUUUCCACAAGACCAAAUCUUCUCGGGUGGGUUUUCCCCGAUCUGGGUCGGAUCUGAUUCCUCGGAAGCAACGAAUCUCGAGGCUUCUUUUUGUGUGUGUUUUUUUUUGGCUUUCCGGGGAAAGGCUAGAAUCAUUUGCUCUCUUCUCUCUACAGCGAAAUAAAAAGGAAGAUAACUUCCCCUUACUUGUGGUGGUUGGUAGCAGCAGCUCUUUGAUCCAAUCGUCCUUCUUUGGUCUCUCUGCUUCUUGAUCUGGGUAUACCAAAAAGUUUCCUUUUUUGGCAAAUAUUUUUUUUUCUGGGUUUAGGAUUUCCAAUUUCGAUCUGUUUUUUCGGGUUGUUGAAUGAUUUGAAUUUCGAUUCCUAGCGUCUUAUAUCUGUUCAAAGCUGUCGGCUUUCCUCUAGCCAUUUGGGGAUUUUGCUUGGGUUUUGGGUUUUAUCUCCAAUUUUUCCAGAUUUGGUUGCAAUUAGGUUUAUAAAUUGGUCUUGGGUUGAAAGGGUUUUAGGUUUUAAGAUGAUGUAACUACUCGAGUUAGGUUUCUCUUUGAGUCCUUAAAAAGCUUUUAGUUUGUUAUAUCCCAUCCCACUAGUGAGAGAUAUGGCAAGCAGCAUUGAUGUUACCAAGUACGGUCAUAGCCCUGUUCAUCACGCUGUUGUCACCAGAGAUUAUGCUGGUCUCAAGAAAUUGUUAUCCGCUCUUCCUAAGAUGCGUGACCCUUCUGAGGUUAAGAAUGAAGCAGCUUCUGUAGCUGAAGAGACAAAAGCUGAUUCAAUCGCUUCUAUUAUAGACAGGCGUGACGUCGUGAACCGAGACACGGCUCUCCAUUUAGCUGUGAAGCUCGGUGAUGAGACCUCCGCGGAGAUGCUUAUGGCAUCGGGUGCUGAUUGGAGCUUGCAGAAUGAGCAUGGAUGGAGCGCACUACAAGAAGCUAUUUGUGGUAGAGAAGAGAGGAUCGCUAUGAUCAUCGUGAGGCAUUAUCAGCCUUUGGCUUGGGCUAAAUGGUGCAGGAGGUUGCCUCGGCUUCUGGCUACCAUGCAUAGAAUGAGAGAUUUCUACAUGGAGAUCACUUUCCAUUUCGAGAGUUCUGUCAUACCUUUCAUUUCAAGGGUGGCGCCUUCGGAUACUUAUAAGAUUUGGAAGAGGGGUGCAAAUCUUAGAGCGGAUAUGACGUUGGCUGGUUUUGAUGGUUUCAGGAUUCAAAGAUCAGAUCAGACUAUACUUUUUCUUGGAGAUGGGUCUGAGGAUGGUAAAGUUCCUUCCGGUUCUCUUCUUAUGAUUUCACAUAAAGAUAAGGAGAUAAUGAAUGCUUUAGACGGCGCUGGAGCUGCGGCAUCAGAAGAAGAAGUUCGCCAAGAAGUGGCUGCAAUGUCCAAGACAAGCAUUUUCAGACCCGGGAUCGAUGUUACUCAAGCUGUUCUCUUCCCGCAAUUAACAUGGAGGCGUCAAGAGAAGACAGAGAUGGUUGGGCAGUGGAAAGCUAAAGUGUAUGAUAUGCACAACGUAGUUGUUAGUAUAAAAUCAAGAAGAGUGCCGGGUGCAAUGACCGAUGAGGAGCUUUUCUCAAACACUAAUCAAGAAAACGAUACAGAAAGCGAGGAUCUUGGAGAUAUCUUGACGGAAGACGAGAAGAAGCAGCUGGAGUUAGCGCUCAAGUUGGAUUCACCGGAAGAAUCUUCUAACAGCGAGAGCUCUAGGGUUUCUCAAAAGCAGAAUAGUUGUUCCUUCGAGGAGCGAGAGAUUCCAGUAACGGAUGGAAACGGGUAUUGCAAACAGGAGAAGAAAGGAUGGUUCAGUGGAUGGAGGAAACGAGAGGAAGGGCACAAACGAAGUAGUGUUCCUCCAAGAAGUUCACUUAGUGUCGAUGAGAAAGUAAGCGAUCUUCUUGGAGACGAUGAUUCUCCAUCUCGUGGAGGAAGACCGAUAAAACCUGGAAGACACUCAACGGUGGAGACUGUUGUGAGGGACGAGAAUCGAGGAUUAAGAGAUUCAUCAAAAGCAGCUUCAACAUCAGAAGGCAGCGGAAGUAGCAAGCGAAAAGAAGGAAGCAAAGAGAACGAGUACAAGAAAGGGCUUAGACCAGUUCUUUGGCUUUCUGAGAGGUUUCCAUUACAGACAAAAGAACUUCUUCCAUUGCUUGAUAUCCUUGCAAACAAAGUCAAAGCGAUUCGGCGUUUGAGAGAGCUUAUGACUACGAAACUACCUUCCGGAACAUUCCCAGUCAAGGUUGCUAUUCCGGUGAUUCCUACGAUUAGAGUACUUGUUACAUUUACAAAGUUUGAAGAGCUAGAAGCUAUUGAAGAUGAGUUUGUCACGCCACCAUCAAGUCCCAAUUCUUCAGUUCAGAACAGUCCUAGAGAAGAAACACAGAACUCAUCAGGCUCAUCCUCCUCAUGGUUUCAGUGGAUCAAAACACCGAGCCAGCGUCCAUCAACAAGCUCGAGCUCUGGAGUUAUUAAUAUCGGUAAAGCCGAGAACGAUCAAGACCCAUUUGCAAUUCCAAGGGGAUACAAUUGGAUCACAUCUGAAGAGAAGAAGAAGAAGAUCCAAGAGAAGAAUAAGGCUAAGAAGGGUAAGUCAACUCAGAUCAGCUGAAGGAGUAACACAAGUAAGAAGAUCAUCUUUCUUUGUCUCUGAGAACAUAAAAUACUGAAAUAGGAAAAAUCUAGCAGAUUAUAUUACUACCGGAAGAAAAAGAAAAAACAAAUGGAACUUUUUUCCUGGUUCUUGUACUAAUAAACCAGGGAAAAAACAGAUUCAAUUUAAAUAUAUAGUGGGUGGGCGAAAUUGAGGAAUGAUGUGGGUUAAUGCUGUUGUGACUUUAUUUAUAUUUGCUUAUGAUUCUUUCUCUGUCUUUUGGUAUUAAUCGUUGCAUAUGAUUAUUAUA
Molecule: messenger RNA, 3109 nt
Organism: Camelina sativa (false flax)
Lineage: Eukaryota; Viridiplantae; Streptophyta; Magnoliopsida; Brassicales; Brassicaceae
Cellular component (GO): cytoplasm
Molecular function (GO): protein binding
Source: RefSeq, a predicted model, not a curated record